AUGUCUGAUCCACUCGGUGGACCUCCACCUUAUUCGCCAUUAGCAACAAAACGAGAUCAUAUUACCUCAGACACAUCAUCAACAUCUAACAUUCCAAUAUCUGAUUUUCGACGGAAUGAAGCUCGACCAAUAAUAACUGAUGAUAAUGAUCGACAUAAAUCGAUAUAUCAUCAACCAACUUUACCAACAUAUAAUCCAAGUGAACAAAGACGUAGAAAACGUCAUCGUCGUUCACGUCCAUUAAUUGAAUCAUCAGAAAUGCCAUUUAAAGCAAUACCAUCACAUGAAAGCAAUGAUUCAACACAUAUUGAUAAUCCAAGUGCACGUGUUCAAUUUUUACUUGGUGAUGAAGAUCAAGAUGAUGAUGAUGAAGAACAUAAACCACAUGAUUUAUUUAUUGAAUUAAAUGAAUUAGUAACUGAUGGAGAAAAACUUAAUGAAGCAGGUGAACCAGUUGAUCAAGGUUGGAAAGAAACUGCUAGAUGGGUAAAAUUUGAAGAAGAUGUCGAAAGUGGUGGUCGAUGGAGUAAACCACAUGUUGCUACAUUAUCAUUACAUUCAUUACUUGAAUUACGAAAUUUUAUUUCUAAAGGAAGUGUAAUACUUGAUAUGCAUGCUGAACAAUUACCUGUUAUGAUUGAUAUAAUACUUGAUGAUUUGAUUGCUAAUGAAUUAUUAUCACCAGAAAAACGUUCAAUUGUUCGUAGUGCACUUCUUUUGAAACAUGUUCAUCAACAUGAAAAAGAAUUUCAUCGACAUUUACAUGCACAAGAAAUAAAAAAACCAUUACCAUUUACACGUUCAUUAGCAGAAUUUUCACGAAAUCGUUCACAAAAAGAUGUAACUAUAACAAGUGUUGAUCAAAUAGCACCAUCAAUAGGUGCUAAUAAUUCAGCAUCCACAGUAAAUACUACUCAAACAGCAGGACACAAUAUUAAAGCAACAGGUGAAAAUUCUCCUGAAAAAUUUCUCUCAGUGGGCGGCGGAGAACAAUCGAAGUCGAAAAUUCAUGAAAAUGAAGAAACAACUGUUGGUUUAACAGCUGCAGAAUCUCGUGCUAAAAUUAAUAUGCAUUUUAUGAAAAAAGUUCCACCAAAUGCUGAAGCUACAAAUGUUUUAGUUGGCGCUGUUGAUUUUCUUCAAACACCAAUUUAUGCAUUUGUACGUUUAUCGAAAGGUGUUACAUUACCUGAUCUCAUCGAAGUUCCAUUACCAACACGUUUUCUCUUCAUACUUCUUGGACCAUGUAAUGAACAUUUACGUUAUCAUGAAGUUGGACGUUCAAUAGCUACAUUAAUGGCUGAUGAAAUUUUUCAUGAUGUUGCUUAUCGAGCACGUAAUCGAGAUGAUCUGCUUGCAGGUAUUGAUGAUUUUCUUGAUCAUGUUACUGUAUUACCACCUGGUGAAUGGGAUCCUAGAACACGUAUUGAACCACCAAAAAGUGUACCAAAUAAAGAAGAUCGUCUUGAUAGAACAAAAAUAAAUGGUGUAACACAAAUGAAAGAAUCCGAACAUGCAGAACAUGAAUUAGAUCCAUCAUUAAUGCGAACAGGAAGAUUUUGUGGUGGUCUUAUUAAUGAUAUUAAACGCAAAGCACCAUUCUUUUGGUCAGAUAUCACAGAUGUUGUAUCAUUUCAAUCAGUUGCAGCAAUUAUUUUUCUUUAUUUUGCUUGUCUAUCACCCAUUAUUACAUUUGGUGGUUUACUAAGUAAAGCAACUGAUAAUAAUAUGGCCGCAAUUGAAAGUUUAUUAUCAGGUGCAAUUUGUGGAUGUUUAUAUCAUUUAUUUGCUGGUCAACCAUUAACAAUUUUAGGUAGUACAGGUCCUGUACUUGUUUUCGAAACAAUUGUUAAUACAUUUUGCACAUCUCAUGGUCAUGAUUAUAUGAAUUUUCGUUGUUGGAUUGGUUUAUGGACGGCAGCAAUAUUAUUAAUUAUGGUUGUUACUGAUGCAAGUUAUCUUGUUAAAUAUAUAACAAGAUUUACUGAGGAAAGUUUUGCUGCACUUAUUGGUAUUAUAUUCGUCUAUGAAGCAUUUGAUAAAAUGAUUGAAAUAAAUCAGGCUGUACCAGUUCGGUUACAUACAACAGAUGCAUUACCAUCGAAUUGUUCAUGUACACUAUUCAAUGGCACACAAAUUUCAACUAAUUCUACUCUAACAUUAACUGAAUGUUAUAAGAAACAAGCAUAUGAUUUUGUUGGUUAUGGAUGUCAAAAUAUUAAGAGUAAAAAUUAUGUACCCGAUGUAUUUUUCUUUUCAAUUAUUCUCUUUCUUUCAACAUUUGUUUUGGCAUAUACAUUAAAAAGUUUUAAAUUUAGUCGAUUUUUACCUAUGGGUAUUCGUUCGAAAAUUAGCGAUUUUGGUGUUGUUUUAGCUAUAUUUAUUAAUGUCUUUUUUGAUUACAUGAUUGGUCUUGAUACACCAAAAUUAACUGUACCACAAAAAUUUGAGACAACAAAAGAAGGUCGAGGUUGGAUUAUAAAUCCAUUUGGAAAAAAUCAUGUUUAUAUGUGGUUAGCUGCUUUAUUACCAGCAUUAUUAGCUACCAUACUUAUAUUUAUGGAUCAACAAAUAACAGCUGUUAUUAUCAAUCGAAAAGAAAAUAAACUCAAAAAAGGAUGUGGUUAUCAUCUUGAUUUAUUAAUUGUUGCAGUAUGUAUUGCACUUAACUCUGUCCUUGGUCUUCCAUGGUUUGUUGCUGCAACAGUUUUAUCAAUAAAUCAUGUUAUUGCACUUAAACUUGAAUCUGAAACAGCAGCACCUGGGGAAAAAGCGAAAUUUUUAGGUGUUAGAGAACAACGUGUAACAGGUUUUAUUGUAUUUCUUUUUAUUGGUCUAUCGAUAUUUUUAACAAAAUUUCUUGGUCUUAUACCAAUGCCGGUACUUUAUGGUGUUUUUCUUUAUAUGGGUAUAUCAUCAAUGAAAGAAAUACAAUUAAUAUCACGUAUAUUAUUAAUAUUUAUGCCUGAAAAAUAUCAACCCGAUUAUGUCUAUCUUCGUCAUGUUCGAACACGUCGUGUGCACAUGUUUACAUUAAUUCAGUUAACUUGUUUAGCUUUAUUAUGGAUUAUAAAAUCAAUAAAAAAAAUCUCGAUUUUAUUUCCGAUUAUGGUUUUAGCAUUAGUUGGUGCACGAAAAGUUAUGGAUUAUAUAUUUACACAACGUGAAUUAGGAUAUUUAGAUGAUGUUAUGCCUGAAGUUGUUAAAAAAGAAAUUGAAGAAAGAAAAAAUAGUGGAAUUGAAGAAGAAGAUGGAACUAAGACACCGGGAACAAUAACAUUUGAUGGUGAAAUUCGUAUACCUGUUGGUGAUGGUAAAGUAAUGAAAGUACCUACAGAAAAUGUUGAAAUAAAUACGUCAACAGGUGUAAUAAAUUUUUCGGAAGAGGUUGGAAAAACAUUUUUAUGGAAAUCAAUUUCAAAAACAAAAGAUAAAGAACCAGCAACACCAGAUAGAAAAACUGCAAGUCAAAAACAACCAAAUAGUGAUAAAGCAUCACGUAGUUCAGCUCUAAAGAAAAGAAUUCGUAAAUUAAGUUUAAAUUUUCUUGGUCCUGAUGAAGAUCGACCAUUAGUAAAUCCAACGAAUGAAUCUUCAUCAAAUCAAUUUAAUCAACAAUUACCAUCGAUUGUUAUUGAACAACCCGAAACAUCAUUCUCAUCUGAUAAUAAUGAACAACGUCGACGAACUAGCUCAACGACGAGCAAUAAUAUUGACACAAAAUUGUGA
Messenger RNA from Adineta steineri, 3729 nucleotides. Lineage: Eukaryota; Metazoa; Rotifera; Eurotatoria; Adinetida; Adinetidae. The record is from the annotation of a GenBank genome assembly.